AUGCAAGGACGAAGAGAGAUCAAGAAAGUAAUAAAACAUUGCGUGAGAUGUUUUCACCUCAAACCGGAAAGCAGAGACAUACUAAUGGGCGAUUUACCGAAAGAAAGAGUUUGCGGAAAUAUCCGAGCAUUCGUCAACACGGGAACCGACUACGCUGGACCUUUUUCGAUUCGAGAAGGACGCCGAAGAGGUCGACCCAUUACUAGGAAGGCGUGGAUAGUCAUCUUCAUAUGCUGUGCGACCAAAGCUGUACACCUAGAGCUCGUGUCAGAGCUCACAACGGAAGCAUUUUUAACGGCCUUACGGCGUUUCGUCGCGAGAAGAGGGAUUUGCAAACAAAUUCUAUCAGAUAAUGGAACAAAUUACAUGGGAGCGGAAAGACAUCUUAGGGAAGUAUAUGAGUUUCUUCAAAAAGAACGAGACACCAUUACCCAACAUCUAGCCAGCCAACGCAUUCAAUGGCAGUUCAUGCCACCGAAAUCCCCCAAUUUCGGAGGGCUAUGGGAAGCAGCAGUGAAGGUGGUCAAGAAGCAUUUCUAUAGGGUAACUCAGAAUCAAAUCUUAACUUUCGAGGAAUUUUACUCGAUUUUGACCGAAAUCGAAGCCAUCAUGAAUUCUCGACCUUUAUGCCCGAUGUCAGAAGAUCCUCAAGACUUGACCGUUUUAACGCCAGCACAUUUCUUGAUCGGAGAUUCAUUGAUUUUACCAGCGGAAGAAGAUUUUUCAGGUACACCCGAGAACCGUCUUUCCAGGUUGUAA
This is a messenger RNA of Mycetomoellerius zeteki, 759 nucleotides long. RefSeq lists its product as uncharacterized. The record is from RefSeq and is a predicted model, not a curated record. Gene Ontology annotation, biological process: DNA integration. Lineage: Eukaryota; Metazoa; Arthropoda; Insecta; Hymenoptera; Formicidae. Gene Ontology annotation, molecular function: nucleic acid binding. The transcript has a single exon. Bases 1 to 759 code for a protein of 252 amino acids.